UCAUGUGGAAAUUGACAGCUGUCCACACCCAUUUCUUUGUACGGUUAACGCUGGUAGGCUACUGUACCUGUCAGAGAACUGUGAUUGGUCAGAGAGGCCAGCUGUUAGUGGUUCAUUCACCAUUUUGAGACUGUAGUGGAAAAGGGAACCAGAUCUUUUUUUAUUUUUUUUAUCCCUGUUUGAGUUGCUCUGGGAAAAAUACAUGUUUUACGGAGGGAAAUUAAAGUGCGAGCUCGGACCACACAGUAGCAACGGCCAGCGGAGGGAUGUUACCCGCGAGCGUGCAAGCUUCCUCAUCUGCAAAAUAGGAUCGUACAUGUUUCUAUUGCCAACUGAAUUUUUCUGUUUGGUCUGAUUUUCAAAAGGACAAGGAAGGAAAAAGGGCAGUGAAAAAGAGAUUAGAAGACCAGGAGGCACCGGAAAAAGAAAGAAAAGGAAGAAACAGGGUAAAAAUAGUACGAGCCAAAGAGGAUAGAGGAACCGUCAGCACUCACCCCACAGAUUAUAAAGGCAGAAAGGAUAGAGGAACCGUCAGCACUCACCCCACAGAUUAUAAAGGCAGAAAGGAUAGAGGAACCGUCAGCACUCACCCCACAGAUUAUAAAGGCAGAAAGGAUAGAGGAACCGUCAGCACUCACCCCACAGAUUAUAAAGGCAGAAAGGAUAGAGGAACCGUCAGCACUCACCCCACAGAUUAUAAAGGCAGAAAGGAUAGAGGAACCGUCAGCACUCACCCCACAGAUUAUAAAGGCAGAAAGGAUAGAGGAACCGUCAGCACUCACCCCACAGAUUAUAAAGGCAGAAAGGAUAGAGGAACCGUCAGCACUCACCCCACAGAUUAUAAAGGCAGAAAGGAUAGAGGAACCGUCAGCACUCACCCCACAGAUUAUAAAGGCAGAAAGGAUAGAGGAAACGUCAGCACUCACCCCACAGAUUAUAAAGGCAGAAAGGAUAGAGGAACCGUCAGCACUCACCCCACAGAUUAUAAAGGCAGAAAGGAUAGAGGAACCGUCAGCACUCACCCCACAGAUUAUAAAGGCAGAAAGGAUAGAGGAAACGUCAGCACUCACCCCACAGAUUAUAAAGGCAGAAAGGAUAGAGGAACCGUCAGCACUCACCCCACAGAUUAUAAAGGCAGAAAGGAAAAGACAAGGUGAAGAGAUGAAGCCACUAAAGAAACAGAGGGUGCGCUCUCCCCCCUCCACACGGGCCAAAGGGGGGAAGAAGAGAGGGGCGUCAGAGACCCCCCCAGAGAGGGACAACAGGAACAAACUCAGGAAGGAGAACCAAGACGGACAGCCUCAAACCACAACCCCCGCCCACUUGCUACGGAAACAAUCCACAACCUCCUCUGACAGCUCUCAGCAGGAGCCAAUCAGAGGCAGUGAGACCCCAAAGAAGGAGGGACCUACAGAGCAGGUGCUGCAAAGGCAACCUGAAGAUAAAGAGAAGACCGAGGACAGCAGAGGGGGGGUUGGGGGGAAAUCAGGGGGGCCUAACAGCACCCCCACCUCCUCCCAUAACAACACCCUCACCAUCCCCACCCCCACUACCAGUCCCAGCCCUACCUCCAUGUCCAGUAGGAAAACAGCCACCUUCAAGGCCAGAGUCCCCAAGAAGAAGUACAUUGCUGAACACUAUGCUGGUAGCAACGCCCCCGGCCUCACCUUCACCCCUGCCCCCAUGCACAACAGCCACAGUAACUACAGUAGUACUAGCAGUAGUACUAACAGUAAUAACAGUAGUAAUACCAUUAGUAACAGUAGUAGGACUAACACUACUAUUAAUGGUAUUAACAGCAUUAGUAACAGCAUUAGUAACAGCAUUAGUAACAGCCGUAGUAGCAGCUCAGUCAGCCACUCGUUAGCCCCCAGUGUGUCCAAUGAGGAGUGGAAGGUAGCCGCUAGCAGCCACAGACAUGACCCAGGGGAACGGGGGUUGACAGGGGCCUCCAUAGGGCCCAACAAUGGUAGUGUGGCCCCCCAGGACAGAGAGAGAGACCCCCAGGGUGGGGAGACAGAGGCAGAGUGGGCCCCUAACUCAGUACGCUCCGUAUCCACGGAUACAGCCAGCGAGCACGAUCUGGAGGUGAACUCCCAGCCCAGUACCAGCCCUGUUAGAGCCCCCUACCAUGGCAGCCUGCUCCCUUACUCUGCUACUACCUUCCAGCCCGGCCCCAACCCUAGCCACAGAAAGGGCAGUCUGUCCGGGGCGGAUGCCCUGGCCAAAGGCCUGAAGAACCAGAGAGUUCUAGCCCGCUGUCGAUGGAGAGACAGACUUAACGGAGAGCAAGGUGGGAGGGAGAGAGAGAGGGAUGGACCCCUGUCUCCUAUGUUCAGGGCUGGGGUGGUGCGGCGGGUGAGUGGGGGCAGCGCUGAUAUCCAGCUGCAGGGGGAGGAGGGGAUACUCUGUUACCCCUUUCAGGGGGGGACCGCACACCCGGAGGGGGAGGAGACAAGCGUGGAGUUCAUCCUGGACGCCCCCCCACCCGGCACGGUGUCCGUGGCCAUCGGGACACGCGUAUGUGUGCCUUUCGGAGGGGGGCGAGAUGGGGGUGAACAGGGGACACCUCAGCUAUACAGAGAAGGGGUGCUGUCCCAGGUAGACCCCCACCCUGCCGUGUCGUUCCCAUACAGGGUGCUACUGUGUGAGGAUCGAGAGGAGCUGGAGAAUGGAGGGAGGGAGGAGGAGGGAGGGAUGGAGGAGGAGAGGAGGAGGGCGCAGGCCCAGGCUGUAUGGGUGUCCAGACAGAGCCUGAGGCUGCUGACUCCCCCCUGGGAACUGCCUCACACAGAGGGGGGGGGAGAGAGGGAGAGAGAGAGGGAGGAGAGGGAGAGGAGGGAGGAGAUGGAGGUGGAGAGGGAGGUGUGCCAGCUGAGUACUGGGAUGGCGCUGGGUGGGCCGAUGGGAGGGGGAGCGAGGUUGGUGCACAGCUUCUCUCCAGCUGGGGUGGUGGGGGGGCAUCACUAUGGAAACAUCCCCCCCCACCCCUCCUCGUUGGUAACGACCAGCGUUGUUGCCAGCACUGGAGAGGGUUACCCUGACAGAGAGAUAGAACAAGAGAGGGAACAAGAGAGACAGAAACAGCCCCAAACACCAGAGGAGGACAUGGAGAUGUCUAGGUUCAGUAUGGGUACCCAGCCUCGCCACAUCCUCUCCAAGCCCCUCCUCGGGGGGCACAGUUACCCCUCCUCCCAACACCUGGUCCAGGGCCUGGGCACGCCACUGGGCUCUCACCUGUCCUCCCUCACCUUGCCUGGCCCUGAGGCCCUGGGCAUGACCCCCACACCACACCUACCCCCGUCCAAGAGUGCCCUGGUCCCCCUGGACAAGACCCCCUCCCAGAUCCCCACCCCUACCCCUGGAGGGGGGUCUACCUCCUCCUCAGCCUCCUCCUCGCGCUCCCGUACCCCCCUGUCGGCCGCCCUGCAGAAGUACAAGAAGGGAGACGUGGUGUGCACCCCUAACGGUAUCCGCAAGAAGUUCAACGGCAAGCAGUGGAGACGCCUCUGUUCCAGAGAGGGCUGUAUGAAGGAGUCCCAGAGACGAGGCUACUGCUCACGCCAUCUCUCCAUGAGAACUAAAGAGAUGGAGGGAGCGGGAGGAGGGGGAGAGAGGGACAGGGGGAGAGGAGGAGGAGGGGGGAGCAGUUCGGGGACGGUCACCCCCUCUGACCUGCGUGGGUUUGACUGGGAUGAGACGUCCAGAGACAGCAGCGAGGCCAGCAGUAGAGGAGACUCUCGCCCUCGGCUGGUGCUGCCCUCCCUCCUACCCCAUGACUUCUCCAGGUUUGAUUUUGACGAGUGUGAGGCAGCCACCAUGCUGGUGUCUCUGGGCAGCUCUCACUCUGGGACCCCCUCCUUCUCCCCCACCUCCAACCAGUCCCCUUUCUCCCCCGCCCCCUCGCCCUCACCCUCCCCCCUCUUCGGAUUCCGUCCCGCCAACUUCUCCCCCAUCACCGCCUCCUCCGUCCUCCCCCCUCCUCGUAGACACAGACACCCCAGUGCCACGGGGGGCAAGCUGAGCACCCCUGGGGGGGCAGAGAGGGAGAGGCAUACCUCAGGGGUCCAGCCGUCCUUCCACACUAACCUGACCUUCACUGUCCCCAUGAGUCCCAGCAAACGCAAAACAGACGUUCCUCCUCCCUCCUCCCACCCCCACCACGACUACCCCCCCAAACCUGAGCUGGAGCAGGGGGACCUGAACCCUGCCUCGUUCCCCGUCCUCUCCCCCCAAACCCCAGCACACACCCACGCUUACACACCCACCUUCUCCUGUCCCCGAGGGGUGAGCACACCAACCAGCCGGCCCCCCUCCUCCUCCUCCACCACCUCCCCCCCUCCCCUCCUGGUGUCCCCAACUCCCCCCUCCCCUCCAGACUCAGGCCCCCGCCGUUUCCACCCCACAUCCCAGCAGGCCUUGCGGGACUCUCCAGUAAUCGUGCGGAACCCGGAGGUUCCUCUGGCCAAGUUCACAGAGCGUCCGUUAGGCCGUGGGGGGGGGGGAGUAGGUGAUCCUAAGAGUCUUAACAGCGUUACUCCCCAGCCUGUCACCACUCUCCAAGUCCCUGUACCCAUCAACGCUGCUGCUGCCGCGGCAACCAACGGCACCGUCCUCCUCCAGAGCCCCACCCCAACCUUGGUGCUGGUGUCAUCCGCCCCGCCCUCCCUGACCUCCGUCACCCCCGGUUACCCAGCUUUGGCUUGCCUCUCCAUCUCCACCACGCCCCCCUCUUCGGGACCCCCCCUCACCAACCCAGCCAGCCCAGGGGAAGGGCGGGGUAGGACGGAGAGGACAGGCUCAUUUGGGGGGGAGGUUCAGCAGCCAGUGGCCUGUCACCCCUCUCCUACAGCCCUGCUGCCCCUCAUACUGCCUGCAGAGAACCUGCACCCCACACCAUGCAAAGACAUCAUCAUGGGACGCCCCGGGACAGUCUGGACCAACGUGGAACCCCGGUCAGUUCCUGUGUUUCCCUGGCAUUCAUUGGUCCCUUUCCUGGCACCAACCCAAUCAGAUGCCUCUACUCAGUCUGGUGAGGGCCAACAACUAAUCAAUCACCCCCAAGCUGCCAGUCUGAAAACAGAGUCUCAGGGGGGUGCAGUGCUGCUACAGGAGGCCAAUGAGGACCCCCCCACCCUGGAGAGAGGACCCACAACAAGGCCAACUCCCUCCACAGAUGACCUGGCCCCAGAGAGGGAGAGAGAGGCCGAAAGAGAGAGGCCAGACAGUGAGACUGAGAGUGAUGUGGAUGACCCGUUCUUCCCCAGUGUGCUUCCUGAGCCGCCCUUGUCUGUGACUCCUGUGAAGAGACGCACUCAGUCCCUCAGCGCCCUGCCCAAAGAUGGGGACAAGAUUAGCCCUAACAAGAGGGAGAAAGACCACAUCAGGCGGCCGAUGAACGCAUUCAUGAUCUUCAGUAAGCGUCAUCGAGCGCUGGUGCACCAGAGGCACCCCAACCAGGACAACCGCACGGUUAGCAAGAUCCUGGGCGAGUGGUGGUACGCCCUGGGGCCCAAAGAGAAGCAGAAGUAUCAUGACCUCGCCUUCCAGGUGAAGGAGGCCCACUUUAAGGCCCACCCAGACUGGAAGUGGUGCAACAAAGACAGGAAGAAGUCUAGUUCUGAUGGCCGAGGGCUCCCGGGGCCGGGGGGCAAAGACAUUAGAGAAAGGAGCAUGUCUGAGACCACCGAGCCCCAUGGUGUAGAGCUGAAAGGGGUGGGGCCUGGCCUGCUGGGUGUGUCUGAGCGGAAUCCAGGGGAGGGGCAUGUAGGUCAGCUACCCCGCCCCCGAGCCUUCUCCCAGAGUGCCAUGCACAGCUUGGAGAGGAGUGAGAAGGGCAACACACAGGCCCUGGCCGAACUGUCACAGAUGUGUGGGGAUGGUGGUGGCCAGUUUUCGGGGCGUGCCCAGACCCUGUCCCGUUCUCAGAGGGGGGUCAGUGAGGACAUGACCAGUGAUGAGGAACGCAUGGUCAUCUGUGAAGAGGAGGGGGAUGAUGAUGUCAUUGAGGACCCGUACCCUGCCAGCUCCAUAGACCUGAAGUGUAAGGAGAGAGUGACGGACAGCGACAGUGACAACGCCUCUGGGAACGAGAGUGAUCGCAAGCGUGUCUUUGCUCCAGUGAUCUGCUCUUCCUCCUCCCAGCCCACCCCCCACGGACGCUCCGUCUCUCUCUCCUCCUACCCUUCCAAACGCUACGACGAGGAGAGAGGGGGGCUCUCAGACCGCAGGAGGAAGAGAGGAAUAGAGGGAGGUGGUGAUGGAGGAGGAGUGGCAUCCCUCUCUCUUUCCCUGUCCUCCUCAGGCCACUCUGUCAUCUCCAGCCCCGGAGGCCCAUUUCCAUCUUCCCUUGCCCCCCUUGGCCUGUCUCCUGUCCUGGGCUUAGGGGCUGUCAGAGUGGCCUCUACAGUGGUGACCAACGUGGUUCGUCCGGUCGUGAGCACGCCAGUCCCCAUCGCUAGUAAACCCCGAGACGGAGCAGCUUCAUCCAUUCCUCAUCCACCAGACAGGAGGUCCCUCCCAUUGCAGCAGGCGCAGCUUCUGAUUGGCUCCGGAGCAGGAAGCGGAGGGCCUGGCUACUACUCCUCAUCGUCACCCAAUCCCAUAGGUGCAGGGGCGGGUCCAGGGGGGCUAGUGACCAGCUUGGUGUUCCCAGGCCACAGCCAGCCCACCGUCCAGCUCAUCAGUCCCUCCCCCAAUCCGUCCUCCCACCACCAGCUGCCCCCCACCGCCCCCGUCUCUGCCCCCACACACAACCACACCAACGGCCCCCUGCCCCUCUCCCUGCUCCAGCCCCAGUUCCUCUCCUCGUCAUCUCUGGCAUCCCCCGGGGGCAAAGCCAUCACACAGGUCCAAUACAUCCUGCCCACCCUAUCAGCCAGCUCCAAUCCCAAGAGCCCCUCCCCUCAGCUGCACAACCUGCCGAACAGUAUCUUCAACCUGCCCACAGCUCCGCCCACCCACAUGUCCAUAGCCAAUGGGAAGCAGGUGGGGCCGGGCUCGCUGAUGGGAUACGCCUCUAGCCCAGCCGUGGGAGUGGUCAGCCCGGGAGCCAGAGUGCAAUCCCAGUCCCCAGUCCUACAGGGCAAGAUGCUGCUUCCCAUGGCAACAGUGAGGACGGCACCCGCCCCUGCCCAGCAGUUCCCCCUCGUGGCUCCACCUCUUCCUGUCCAGAAUGGAGCUCAAGCAGGAAGCAAGAUCUUCCAGAUCGCUCCCAUGCCUGUCGUCCAAUCCCUGCUCCAGCAAGGCGGGGCAGGGCAUCCUGGGAGCCCUUUUCCGGUUACCAUGGGAACGGCCACAGUGUUGCACCAAGGUUCUGCCCCAUCUCAGACUGUGCUGCUGCCGCCCCAACCAACCAGGAUCACCUAUGUCCAGUCCACGCCAGGAGUCCCCUCCGCUCUGCCUCUGGUCUCCACAACAACAGGCUCCUCCUCCCCGCAGCAGGCCCAGCUGACCUCUGGGUCUGCAUAUGUUCCGUCGCCCCUAGCAACGCUGGGCUUUACAGCCAUAGCCCCCCCUGGACAGAACCUAGUCCAACCCCUCAUCACAGGUCAGCCUCCCUUUCAGGCUCCAGUCCAGUCCCCUACCUGCCCCUCCCUCCCCUCUGGUCCAGCCUCUGCUUCAGGGGGACAGAUAAUCACCGCCAUCUACCCCCCUACCAGCGUCGCCAUUGCAACUGGGGUGGUCUCCAUGGCAACCGGGCCACCCAGCAUGGUGUAUACAGUCUCCAGCUCCUCCAGUUUGUCCACCCACAUCCUGCCCAAACACACAUUCGCCCCCGCCACCCCCACCACACACACUCACACACACACCCAGCUCCAGUCAGACAGACAAACAGACAGGCACGCGGGGGAGAGACCCACGGACAGAACGUCUCACUCUCAGUCAGAGAAAGCGGCAGACAGACAAGCGGAGACGCAGCCUGAGCUACAGGCGUACGGACAGACGGAGAGGCAAGCCCAGACCUUCAAUAAGAGCAGCAGCUUAGUGGGGCCCCCAAGUGGCUCCUCAUUGUCACUGCGGCCCUGCAGCCCCCCCCUGCCCUCUCACACUUCCACAGGCAGCGCACCAGGCACCCCCAAACUCCCCCAGCUCUCGGUGAGAACCCCUCAGAAAAUCAAAGCCACAGUUGCCAACAUCCCGGUGGGCAGCUACGAGGGAGGAGGCCGAGGAAAGGAGAGGGAGAAGAACCGAGAGAGGGAAAGGGAGAAAGAAAGAGAGAACACUGGGGCCAACAGUCGUUUUUCCUUUGAGCUGGAGCGUCCUGUGGAGUCGACGUCCCCCUCCCAACACACACACACUGCUGAGGAGCCCCCCUCUGACAGACCCCCUGAGGGACACGGCCCUGGGGACAACACUGACACACGCAGCACAGAGGCCAGCAACAAGGAGUCUGGGUGGAAGGACUCCGUCCCCUCCUCACCCCUGCCCCCUCCCUUGGGUACAGACCCUGCCCUGCCACCUCCCCAGAGCGACAAAGACGCCCCUCCUCCCAAAAAGGUGAAGGCCCGCCCCCCGCCACUCAAAAGGACCUUUGACUCUGUGGACAAGGUGUUGUCGGAGGUGUAUUUUGAGGAGCGUUUUGCUCAGCUACCAGAGUUCAGGCCAGAGGAAGUGCUGCCCUCCCCCACCCUGCAGAGCCUGGCCACCUCCCCCCGCGCCAUACUGGGCAGCUACCGCCGCAAGAGGAAGAACUCCACAGACCUGGACUCGUCAACAGAGGACCCCGUGUCUCCUAAGAGGAAGAGCAGAAGGCGCUCCAGCUGCAGCUCGGAGCCCAGCACACCCAAGAGCGCCGCCAAGUGUGAGGGAGAUGUCUUCACCUUCGACCGACCAGCCCCCCCGUCUGUGUGUCCCCCUCCAGGGACAGGUGCUGACGGAGAGGACAUCCUGGGGGAGCUGGAGUUUGACAAGGUGCCCUACUCCUCUCUGAGACGCACCCUGGACCAGAGACGAGCCCUCGUCAUGCAGCUCUUCCAGGAGCAUGGCUUCUUCCCAUCAGCCCAGGCCACGGCAGCCUUCCAGGCACGCUACUCAGACAUCUUCCCCACCAAGGUGUGUCUGCAGCUGAAGAUCAGGGAGGUCCGACAGAAGAUCAUGCAGACUGCCGUCCCCUCUGAGACCAACGAGGCCUCCUCGCUCCCCGGACCGUCUGGCACCCAAUCAGGGGAAGGGACAGGAGGGGCAGAGCCAUUGGGAGAGGAGGCGGAUCGAGAGAGGGAGGGUAGUCCAGAGGAGCCGAGGGAUUUGCAGGAGUCAUCUAGAUGAAGGAUGCCGACAGGCUGGAUUGACCAACCAGCGAUGGACCAGUUCCCCAAAUCCCGCCUCUUAAUUUUGUUGACGCUACACCCCUCUGUCUCUGUGUGUAUCUGGACCUGUCUCUCUCUCUCUCGAGCCAGGUCAGAAAGACCAAGAGGAUGUGUGUUUGCAAAAUGUGUCAGAGAUAGAAUUGUUUAAAAUGUAAAAGGGGAUUUAAAAAAAAAAGUGUAAUUCCCCCUCUCCAAAAAAUGACAUUUAAAAUGCCAGUGACAUACACACACACACAGCUGAUGAACCCCAAACUCCAAUACUCACACUUGAAUUAGCACUUUGUUAGUAAUAUUAAUAUUAUCCCUGUAAGCUUCCAUUGAUGCCAGUGGACUAUACAAUAACAACUCUCCAGCUGUUACCCAUUGCCUUGGAGCAGGGCCCAUCUUUCAGACUGAAUAGCAUAUCACUUAGUGGGACUGCUUGAGGUAAUUUAUCUCACUCUAACAGGACUGACUUUGUUGUUUUUAAAAAUGGAGGACUUGGGACACAAGAUCAGUUAAUUGGCUGCUGAAGAGGGUCUGGCUCAAGUCUCCCAUUGGCUCAUUUGUUUCUGCUGGACAUUAGGGGGCUGGGUCCCCACUGGCUUGAGAUGAUGCCAUUGGAUGAGAGCCCGCACUACCCUGGUGAGGGAUCAGAAGGAUCCUUGUUUUGUUCAAUUUUUCUCUACUUUAAUCCAUAAAAGCAUAACUUCAGGAGAGAGUUUAGGACCUCGCCCUCACUUCCCAUGAUUGGCUACAGAAGAUGCCAGUAAAGCGUGCACCAAGCGUUCCUGCUUGUCUGAUUCGCUCGCCAUGAGGGAAGGAGGCGGGGAGAAGGAGUCAAUGGGCACAUGGCUUUACAUUUCUCACUGUCACUUCAACCAUGUUUUAUAUAUUUGUAAACUUUAGUUGGGAACCCAGAGCAUGUCAGGCUGACAUUCCUAUUACUUUUAAUGCCAAGCAGUUUUAUUAUCUAACUUUCUUUUUUAAAGACAUCAAACUUGUCUUUUUUUAUCAAACACAUGUAACUUUGCAGUUCAUUAUGUUAUUAUUGUAUUACUGUUACUAAUAUUACUCCUCUCAUUGUUAGAGUGGACCUCAUCCUUGCUAUGGGCUGGUAUCAAUGCCAUUAUUCUCUCGCAACCCGUUUUCUUAUUUGAGAGGAAAUGGGAUGGGAUGUGUGAGAGAUGGUCCUCACCUGUGUGAGAGAUGGUCCUCACCUGUGCCUCUUUCCCUCUCUUUGUCUUCCCUUUCAACACCCUCACUUCGCCCCAGCAAGGACCUGGGGUGACAAAUAUUUGUAUUCAUUUCAAUGAGGGAUAACAAAGAGAAGAGGGUUGACAUUUGUAGUCAUUUAAGUGUAAGUAUGUUUUUGGACAACCCUGUAUACCGCUCUCUCACUCCUCUGCUAGUAAGUUUGAUUCUAUAGCCUCCUCCCUCCCUUACUGUUCUCUCCAGGCUAUUUUUGGGGUGGGCGGAGAUAAGCCUGGAGGAGGCAGGGCAGUAUAAAGAGUGGUAGGGUAUAAAAUUGGUUGUCUUUGUGCAAGACCUGGUUGUUGUACAUAUUAUUUACUGUAGUCAGGAGACUCGCUAUAAUAUUAAGGAACAAUGUGUAACUGACUUGUAUUGACUUUUAAAAGAUGUCAUUACACAAGGUCAAACUCCAAAAAUUGACAAAUGAAUAUUAAUGUUUUACUCCUUGUUUUACUGAUACAGUAUGCAAGAUAAACUUAAAUUAUUCAUAAAUGUACAUCUAUCUUUCAGUAUACAAAUAAAUGUUCAAGUUAACAUAUUUUUCACUAGUUUAUAAUGUACACACAGCUGAACCACCAGUUUUUGAUUACAUUUACAUUAGUUUAGUUAUUAUUGUCCAUCUACACUGAACAAAAAUAUAAAUGCAACAUGUAAAGUGUUGGUCCCAUGUUUCAUGAGCUGAAAUAAAAUAUCCCAGAAAUGUUCCAAAA
This is a messenger RNA of Salvelinus fontinalis (brook trout), 11251 nucleotides long. Its product is annotated as protein capicua homolog. The record is from RefSeq and is a predicted model, not a curated record. Gene Ontology annotation, biological process: regulation of transcription by RNA polymerase II. The transcript has 21 exons. The coding region runs from base 1162 to 9267 and encodes 2701 amino acids. Gene Ontology annotation, cellular component: nucleus. Lineage: Eukaryota; Metazoa; Chordata; Actinopteri; Salmoniformes; Salmonidae. Gene Ontology annotation, molecular function: DNA-binding transcription factor activity, RNA polymerase II-specific; RNA polymerase II transcription regulatory region sequence-specific DNA binding.